Molecule: messenger RNA, 4514 nt
Organism: Dreissena polymorpha
Lineage: Eukaryota; Metazoa; Mollusca; Bivalvia; Myida; Dreissenidae
Product: GDP-mannose 4,6 dehydratase-like
Exons: 12
Coding region: 51-1115 (354 amino acids)
Biological process (GO): GDP-mannose metabolic process
Molecular function (GO): GDP-mannose 4,6-dehydratase activity
Source: RefSeq, a predicted model, not a curated record
AACAAUUAAUAAUCGACACCGUAGGUUAACAACCAGUCUGAUGUUUCAAGAUGUCUGACAAACGGAACGUUGCGUUGAUAACUGGAAUAACAGGACAGGAUGGAUCAUACCUUGCAGAGUUCCUGAUCAAAAAAGGAUAUGAGGUGCAUGGAAUCAUACGUAGGUCUAGCUCUUUCAAUACAGGACGCAUCGAGCAUCUUUAUGCCGACAAGACUGCUCACAGUGGUGGAUCCAUGCAUCUGCACUAUGGAGACUUGACAGACAGCACCUGCCUUGUGAAGAUCAUGAGCCAAGUGAGGCCUACCGAGGUCUACAAUCUUGGUGCUCAAAGUCAUGUCAAGGUGUCAUUUGACCUCGCCGAGUACACUGCCAAUGUUGACGCCCUCGGAACGCUGCGCUUGUUGGAUGCAAUUCGGACUUGUGAUCUCUCCGACAGUGUCAAAUUUUAUCAAGCAUCCACUAGUGAAAUGUUCGGAAAGGUGCAAGAAAUCCCUCAGAAAGAGACCACACCUUUCUAUCCUAGAUCACCCUACGGUUGCGCAAAGGUGUAUGCCUACUGGAUAGUGGUGAACUACAGAGAGGCGUACAACAUGUUUGCCUGCAAUGGAAUACUCUUCAACCAUGAGAGUCCUAGGAGAGGUGAGACUUUUGUGACAAGAAAGAUCACAAGAGCUGUAGCUAAGAUAAUCCUGGGACAACAAAAGUAUGUAGAGCUGGGCAACCUGGACUCCGAGAGAGACUGGGGCCAUGCUAAAGACUACAUAGAGGCAAUGUGGCUAAUGCUUCAGCAUGUUAAGCCAGAAGACUUUGUGAUCUCCACAAACGAAGUCCACAGUGUUCGACAGUUUGUGGUGGCAGCUUUCAAAAAAGUGGAUAUAGAUGUUGUCUGGGAGGGUGAGGGUGUUUCAGAGGUGGGAAAGAACAAGGCAACAGGGGAGGUACUGGUGAAAGUGAACCCCAAGUACUACAGGCCUACUGAAGUGGAAUUCCUCCAAGGUGAUUGCUCAAAGGCCAAAGAAAAGUUAGGCUGGAAGCCUAAGUAUGACUUUGAUACACUUGUUGGAGAGAUGGUUGAAUCCGAUAUAAAUCUCAUGAAAUCCAGGCCUAUGGCUUAAAGAACAUCAUCGAAUAUGGAACCUUCAAACAUUCAAGUAUUGCUUAGUAAUGCUAAAAGGACUCCUAAAGUGGACUGCAUCAAGACAUUCUGAAUUCAUCUCUCUUCAUACCUCUUACAGCCAACCACACUGGAAUGUGUCCACUAGUGUUCAUUCACCUCUCUCUAUCUGUGGGACCAUAUUCCAUCUGGCUAUAUAACAGUUUAAGAAUAUUUAGUUUGUAUUUUAUCAUAACUUGAUUUUUAUGCUCCUACCAAAAUUAAAGCGAAAUAGUGUUUACCCAAUCAUUGUGGGUUUGUGUGACCAAACUUUGUCUUGCUUUAAGGAAUUUUGCAAUAAAUAAGCACAAAUGAUUCUUAUAUCAAAACAAUGUGCUGCAUGCAAUACCCAUGUCCCUAGGUUAAAGGUCAAGGUCAAAGAAUGCCUUUCCAUGUAAUUAAAAAAUAAAAUUGGAUGUUAGUGUCUAGACCAUUACUUCAGUAAAUGUGUGUACAAGGUUUCAGGAUUUUGAAAUAAAUAGGUACAAAUAAUUAUCAUAUGUCAUAUACCAUGUCACUUUCAAACAGCCAUGUUGUUUGCUUCAAGGUCAUGGUCAUAAUGUUAAGUCGAAUUUUGUGCUGAUUCCUAAAAGAAAUGUAGUGUUAGUUUCCGAGUCAUUGAUUUAUUUUAAUGUGAAUUGUGCAAUUUUGGAAAUAAAGGGCUUAACUGAUCAUCAAUUCAAAAUGACAUGUUGUGCCCAUAAAAGAUCGCUACUUUAAUGUCAAGGUCAUGUUUGGAAGUUAAAUUAUUUUGACUAAGUGCUCUAUUUAUUUUGAUAGUUUAUGUGUUAUUUGUGGGGACACAUGUUUUGUUUGGGUACAUUUUGGGUUUUAUAGAUAUUUUAACAAAUUGAGGAAAUUUAUUAAGUAUAUGCCUAGAAUGUGUGUGCAUGUGUAUGUACUGUGCUGUUUAAGACAUUGUUAACAUUCCACAUUGUAAUUCUUAAACAAUGAAGCCAUAUAGCUUAUAAAGAGUUAUGGAGCUUGUUUGGUAUUUUUCAUUUACCAGGUAUUUACUACAAACUGCUCUUGCAUGUCUUUGAAAGAUGUAAAUGAUGUGAUUUUUUUUUUAAUGUGCCACAAAAGAUACGUCCAAUUUUCAUGUUGUUACAGCAUUAUUUGCCUUGAAACAAAAUCAUUAAAAUUGCAAAAUUAUAUUGUUCAAUCCAUUAUGUUAUUUGUUUAAUAUUGUUAGUCACGUUAGUGAUUAUGUUCUAUUAUUGAUAACUGUUCCAGUUGUUAUGCAUUGUGCAACAUGACUCAGUUUUUAUAAUGCUCCCCCAAAAUUUAUUUUGGGGGGGAGCAUAUAGUCGCCGCUUCGUCUGUCCGUGCGUGUGUGUGUGUGCGUUUGUCUGUCCGUCCGUGCACAAUUUUUUUCCAGGCUAUUUCUCAGCAACUAAUGACCGGAAUUCAAUGAAACUGUAUGGGAGGCUUCACUACCAAGAGGAGAUGUGCAUAUUAUCAGCGGAUUCUGGUCGGAUGAUUUUUCACAGAGUUAUGGCCCUCUGAAAUUUUCUAUAAAAAAAUUAUUGUCCCCCCCAAAUACUGUGCCCUCAAGACGUUUCCUUUUAUCUGAAUAAAUAGUGCAAUAUUGGGACCCAAAAAAAACGUUGGGGAGCAUCAUCCGUUUCCGACGGUCGCUUGUUGAUAAUGUUGAAAGUGUGCUCAAAAUUGGCAAGCAUGCAUCAACCAUCAAUGUCACAAAUAUUUUUCAAUUUCUGAUUAGGCUACACUUGCCAACAUGCAAAAUGCUUUUAUACAAGUAUAAUUGCAUUAUUCUCGCAAGUUUUACCACUUAAUAUUUAUCCUUAUAUGUCUCUUAAAUACUACUAACUUAUUCUUAAGAAGCUUUGCCCAUAAUAGCCCACUGUGGCUGAUCAGUUAAUUAGUUGAACUACCUCAAUUUUCAUUAAGUCCUGUACACAAACUGGCUGUUGAAAAUGUCUGAUUGAAAAACGUGCAAAUGGAUGCAUACAUAUAAUGGAAACUAUUUCUUGUGAGCUUCAACGAAUAAAACAACAAUUGUCUGAAGAUCACAGUGUUUGAGUUUAGCAAUGCAUUGGUAAAGACAACAAUACACUUAAACAUCACUUUUCAUAUGUUUAAUUUGUUUAGUAAUAAUUAUAUUAUUUGUGCUGUAACUCAUGGGGAAACUAGGUCAAUUUUAGGCAUUUUUUAAUAAAAUUUCAGUGCACAGUUUUCGCUAAUAAUCUUAGAUUAUCAAACUGGAGCAAAUGUAUGGGCUCAACUGUUUUUUUUGGUAGCGCGUGCUACUUCCAUAAUUAUUGAAGAGUUAAUUCUCUUCUUUGGUUAAAUGGAAGUUUGCACAUGCAGUGUUAGAAUUAAGUUGUAUUUCUAUUCCAUGUUUUAUAGUUUGUGUAAAUAAAAUGUUGAUGGACAAUUGGCAUUUCACUUUGCUCUGUGAACAUGAUUGACAAUCAGGCUUUUUGCUGAUCUUAGAUUUAUGAUCAAUUUAUUUUAAAUUUUGUAUUUUACUUCUUAAACAAAUUACAAAUAUAUCUUGUAUGUUUUCAUAACAUAGCACACUAAGAUUCAGAUGUUUAAAAUGAUUUUCCAUUUUCCAGUCUAUGUUGAUGAAGGUAAGGUUUUAAGAGGCUAGUUUCAUGCCAGAGAUUAUAUUUUACAAUCUUUCUUUAUUGUUUGCUUAAUAACACAACUUAUUCUUAAGAAUUAAUGUUUUAUUUUUGUUGCAAAAUAACUAAUUUGUUCAAAGGUGAACAUAUGAGGAAAUGUACAUAAUUAUAUGUAAAGAUUAAACACACAGGCAUCUCUGACAGACUUAUCAUACAUAGUGGACAUCCUAUAUUUUACAGUUCUGAGUAUUUUUUUCUGAAGUUGAAAUCCAUAUUUGUAUUUAAUGUUUUUGUAUGCCACAGUUGUUAUCCACUGUGCAUUUCUCAUUAUUUGAAAAUUAAACUUAAAAAUAUACAUAUCAAUAUUUCAAACAUAAAUAAAGUGUUAAGUUAGUUUUAUGGUUUUGUUGGUUGCAAUCUCUUAUUAACAAUGAAAGCUUUUUGCUUUAUCAAAGUACUAUCACUAUUACUUAUAUUGUCUUUCCAUAAAAAAAAUAGAUGUAGUAAACUUUAUAGGAAUAUAUUUAUGCUAUAUUUUUACUUGUAUUAGUAAUGUGCGAACAUUAAAAUUAAUCCGCUUUAUAACAAAAACAAGUCUCAUAACAUCUGAGGUUACAUUUAUUUUGUUUGUAAACUGUACGUGGUUGUAAAAAUGUACGUUAAAUUUAUGUGGUUGUUACAGACAUGUAGAACCACGAGGGGGGAAAUAUUAUGUACUGUAUAAUCUGUUGCGGGUCUUUCACUUUUUAUAGGAUAAACAUUUAAAA